Messenger RNA from Erigeron canadensis, 2289 nucleotides. Its product is annotated as wall-associated receptor kinase 2-like. The transcript has 3 exons. Gene Ontology annotation, biological process: cell surface receptor signaling pathway; protein phosphorylation. The record is from RefSeq and is a predicted model, not a curated record. Gene Ontology annotation, cellular component: plasma membrane. The coding region runs from base 22 to 2289 and encodes 755 amino acids. NCBI's taxonomy places the organism in Eukaryota, Viridiplantae, Streptophyta, Magnoliopsida, Asterales, Asteraceae. Gene Ontology annotation, molecular function: protein serine/threonine kinase activity; ATP binding; polysaccharide binding.
CAAAAUAAGCAACGUACCAUAAUGCAUUUACCAAUAGUGCUAGUAGUACUAAUAAUAAUGAUGGCAUCUUUAGGGAAAGCAAGUGCUCAUGAGUUGCCACAAUAUUGUGAAACGUCGUGUGGUAAUGUGAGUAUAACAUUUCCUUUUGGUUCAGGUCCAGGAUGCUACUACAGUGACGAGUUUCGUGUUACUUGCAACAGGUCCCAUAGUGAUGGGCCUACGCUUCUCUUACGAGCCAGCAAUAUCGUUAUUACAAAUUUGUCAAUAAGCACGGGCGAGAUUGAAGUUACUUCGUAUGUUGCUCAUGAUUGUUACGAUAGCAAUGGGUUAAGAGACGAGAACACAUCCAAUGAUCCGUCUUUCACGUUGAUGUAUUUCCAAGUAUCAACCAAGAACAGGUUUGUCGCCAUUGGGUGUAACGCCGACGCAAACAUACUAGGAUCAAGGGGGGAUGAAUCUUAUGGUACUGGAUGCAUUUCUGUUUGUGACAACACCAGCAGUAUCACAAAUGGAUCAUGCUCCGGGAUUGGGUGUUGCGAAGUGAAAAUCCCAGAAGGAAUUGGCGCUUUUAACUUGUCCGUAAGUAACUUUUUUAAUCAUACAUCUGAUGUACUUGACUUCAACCCUUGUAGCCAUGCUUUUGUUGUUAACCAAGAGUACAACUAUUUCAACUUUUCCUCCACCAAUCUGCAAAAUUUUCAAAGUAUAAAGGAGAUGCCGAUGUUACUUGACUGGGCAAUCGGGAAUGAAACUUGUGAAAUAGCAAGUCAGGAUACAAAAAACUUCUUAUGUAAAGGAAACAGUGAAUGUAUUGAAGAAUAUGCUGGUCCUGGAUAUCGUUGUCGUUGCAAGCAGGGUUAUGCUGGCAACCCUUAUCUUAAAGAUAACUGCACAAAUAUUAAUGAGUGUCAGCUGGAAGGAAUUGAUGUUUGUCUACAUAAAUGCGAGGAUACUAUAGGAAAUUAUACGUGUUCUUGUCCAAGAGGAUACUCUGGAGAUGGCAGGAAAUAUGGAUCUGGUUGCACCGUCAAACAAUCAUUCGUUAUAAUGAUCUCCAUAUGUACCUCAGUCGCUGGCUUGUUUCUCCUUUUACUCUUUACCUGGAUAUACUUGGGACUCAAAAGGCAUAAGAAUUUGAUUCUUAGAGAGAAGUUCUUUAAGCAAAAUGGUGGAAUAAUGUUGCAGCAAAGAAUAUCAGGGGUUGGGGGUUCUCAAAUUCAAGCUAAGCUGUACACAGUAGAGGAGCUCGAGAAGGCAACCAACAACUAUGAUCAGAGCAGGAUUAUUGGAAAGGGUGGCUAUGGCACAGUAUUUAAAGGAAUUCUACCUGAUGACAAAAUAGUAGCCAUAAAACAGUCCAGGAUAGCAGAUCAAACCCAAACUCAAACCCAAGUCGAUCAAUUUAUCAAUGAAGUUCUUAUCCUUUCUCAAAUCAAUCACAGAAAUGUGGUGAAACUUAUUGGCUGCUGCCUGGAAACAGAAGUUCCUUCAUUAGUUUACGAAUUUAUUCCAAAUGGCACCCUCUUUGAUCACAUCCACAAUGAAUGCAAGUCAAAGGCUAUUACUUGGGACAUCCGAUUGAGAAUAGCAACGGAGACGGCUGGAGCACUUUCAUAUUUACACUUUGCAGCUUCUGUCCCAAUCAUUCAUCGAGAUGUCAAGCCAAUGAAUAUACUUAUUGAUAGUUGUUAUGCAGCAAAAGUAGCUGAUUUUGGAGCAUCAAAGCUAAUUCCUAUGGAUCAGAAUGAAUUGGCGACAAUGGUGCAAGGAACACUGGGUUACUUGGAUCCGGAGUACUUUCAUACAGGCCAACUGACCGAAAAGAGCGAUGUUUAUAGUUUUGGAGUAGUACUGGUGGAACUUUUAACCGGAAAGAAGAUUGUUGACUUCAGUAAGCCAGAGAAAGAAAGGCAUUUAACCAAAUCUUUUAUAGCUUCUUUAGAAAAUGGCAUUCUAUUAGAGGUUCUUGAUGAAAACUUGCAACUAAAGGAAGUUCCACAUGAUAUCGUCCUAGUUUCAAGACUUGCACAAAGAUGUUUACAUGUUAAAGGAGACGAAAGGCCUACCAUGAAGGAAGUGGCAUUAGAGUUAGAAGGAAUAUCGGCAUUAAUGAUUGACAGGCAUCCAUGGGUGAAAAGUACUUCAAAUGAAGAAGCAACUGAGUAUUUGCUUAACGGACCAAGUGAAGACUCUGAAGACACUGACGACGCCGAUACAAGCCCAAAUGCUUUUUUUAGCAUAAUCUGCAUGCCUAAGAUAACACCAAUGACUGGCCGGAGGUAUAGGUAG